UUUUUAAAUAUUACGAUAAUUUCGAUGAAGUAAUCCUUUUUUUUAUACAAAUUUAAAUCACGUAAUUACUUAUCAGAAUUUAUAUAAAAUAACCGCUAUAAAUGAAUAAAGAUUUUCUACUUUGAUGAAAAUAGUACUUAAUUCUGAUUUGUACAAGUUUUUUCUUAUCGUUAUAUUGUUUACAGAAUAAAUGUUCAAGUAUAAAUAUUUGUUUGAUAUUAAAUAGUUAAUAUUCUCUGUUUAUUCCGUUUGCGAGAUAAAACGUGAUAAAUAUGUGAGUAUCAAAAAUAGUAUUUAUCGUUAAAGUAAAUACAAGAAGAAUAAAAGUGGGAUUUGACAUAGUUUAUUGCAUAAAUCUAUAAAAGUUUAAGAUCAGAGCACAAUGACAUCGUUGAAAACUGACGAAAGGUUAUCAGAAGUUUUGGAGCUAUUCCUGUUACCUAAUUACGACAUUGUGUCCACAACGUAUCUUGAUCUUAUGCUGUCACAUAUUUCUAAGAAUAUAAAAGAGCGCAACACGAACGAUUACGAACACUGCGAAUUAUUUUGGAAAUGGAUAUCAAAGGCAUUAAAUGUUUGGAGCGUCGAAUUUUUACCUUCACAGCCCAUAAUGAUAUUUACUUUAAAACUUGUGGGCAUAAUUUCGCGUAACGAGUUACAUUUUCAUUAUUGGCAGAACCAAGAUCUAUAUAAUAGACUAUGUAGUACUUUCAAACUACGCGGAGACGAUAUACCGGUAUCCGUUAAAAUGGCAUAUACCACAAUGUUGUCGAAUUUGAUCGAACACAGAAGCGGAAGACAAUGGAUUAUAAAAUUUGGUAUUUGGAAAGACAUUGUAAAAUAUGCUCAUUGGAAUCACACUUUGUACGUUACACGGGCAAGUCAAAAGUUCGUAUGGCUUUUGCUAUUAUACGAACAGCAAAAUAUAAAUUUUUGUAAAGAAGUUAUUUUAGAAGUGGCUUCGCCGUUAAUGACUAACACUUUCGAGACUCAAGUAUACCACGUUUUAAACGAUAAUUGUUUGGAGCAGAAUAAAUUAUUAUGUACAACAUUAGAUUUGUUGAGUAACAUUAUUGAAAAUACAUUCUUUGUAAAUAUUGAUAAUACGAUACCUGAAUUAUGCGAGGAAGUGAUCGAUUUAGAAUUGAGAGUAAAAGCUCUUUUCGAGACAUGCAUCAGUACUAGACUGUUAUCGUAUAUUGAAAAGCUACUGUUACAAUGUUUAUUUAUUCCGCUAAGGCGUGCAAUUAAAGAAGGAAAGGAAGCUGUCGAUUGUGAUACGUCGCAAAAAUUCUGUUGCGAUUUAACUUACAUACUGCUAAUGCUUUUAUCAAAAACAUAUUUAACAGAAGUAAUACGAAUACAUAAACUUUUAAUGAUAUAUUGGAAGAAACUUCAAUCGUUACGCGCAAUUGCUCUUCCGCACGAACACAAAUUUGAACAUCAAAUUAUAUCUGUAAUGGUUUUACCUUUGGCUAUAUGUAUUAGACUGAAAUAUAGAGAUACCGAUAUUUUUAACAUGUUUGUUACUAAAAUAUUUAAUAUUACAUCUACAACCGUGCAUAGGCUAGCAUAUAAGGUACGAGAUACUAUUAUUAAGAACGACUUGCCGGCAGUUCAAAUUGCAAAGACAUCUAUCGACAUGGUUCUAGAAAUAAUAGAUAUUAUAGAUAGGGACGUAGCGGUAAUCGCAUUUCAAAUAUUUUCUCAUGUUCUAAAGAAUUAUGUGCCAGAUAUAGAUACAGACGAAAAUGCAGAUAACGCAGGGAUAAAUAAUUUAACAAACGUGGAUAAUGGACCGAAGAAAUAUGUAUUUAAAUGUCCAUUAGAAGGAGAUCCGAUAGUCGAUCAUCCUACAUUAUUGGCAUCGCUGUUAAACGCUCUGGCAAUUAUGACAGAAAAAUUUAAAUUAAAAUGGCAAGAAUGCGUGGAGACUGUGUGCUUGUUAUCUAUAGCGCAAGAAAUAUUAAAUCAUCCAGGAGCAUUGGCUACGAUUUGCGUGAAAGCUUUAAGAGUAUGUAAAUUAGCGAUUCAGAAUUUUAUGCCAUCGAAUUUAGUGCUAUUGAUCGAAACAGAUAGCCAUAUGAACGAAAUAGGACCAACGCUUUUCAAACGAUUACACGAUGUCAAUUGGGAAGUUCGUGAUAGCGUGCUAGAAGUUUUGAAUACUAUAGCAAUUAUUUCAGAAGACAAAUAUCCAGCAUUUCAAGAAUUUUUAUUAGCAAAUCAGUUUGUACAAGUGGCAAUUGAAAUCGCUAAAUCAGACUGCGAAAGUUACGUUCGAGCUUCUGCUCUGAUUUUUAUUUCCAGCACCGUUCGAAUUAACAAAAUAUGGGAUGAAAAAUUAUCGCGGUACAACUUACCUGAUAUCGCGAUGAAAUUACUAAGGGAAGAAAGCGAGGCUAUAGUUAGGAAAGAGGCUGUAAUUCUAAUGAAGGAAUUAUACGUACAUCGUAAAUGGCAGAAAGACGUUAUCGAUUUAAUGUCACGCGCAAUGUCAACGGCUGCUGUUCUCGAUCUCCAUUGGGAAGUGAAGAUAAAUGCUCUGGAUUUUUGGAUAGAAUCCAUAAAAUCGCAUUUAUCCGACCAAGGGGUACUCGAUGGUCAAUUUCCAAACGUAACAUUUUCCAAAGAACAUAGAAAAAUCGUCGCUUUAAACGAAACCGAGAUUAAGCGAAGGCUUAACAAAGCAUUGGACGAAUUAGCGAGGCAAAAUUGUUUAGGAGUGCUUUUAGUAACUCUCGAAGAUGAAAGUGAUUUCGAAGUAUGCAAAAAAUCAGCAUUGAUCAUAAAUAAAUUGAAAAAAUUUCUUUUAAAAUACAAACUUAACGAACCAUUACCAGAGCUGACUUUGCCUGAAAACAGUGCCGUAUUAGAUACUUGUUACGUUAAAUACGAAUUAUCCGAGGAUGCGAGAAAUCCGAACGCUAAUCAAACGUUAAGUAAUUCCAGCAACGUAAUCGAAGAAAUCGUGGACGCUAACGACGCGAAUUUGCUUGCUUCUAUUUGCAAGAAUUCGAUGAAAAUGAACGAGGAAAUGGAGAAAACGGAAGGGAAAACGCUUAAAUCGGUUUCUCGCGUUACUAGGCAAAUUUUCCUUAAAAAAAUCUUUAAUUCGGAUAUCGAUGCUUACGUCGCAGACAGGAGCCGAUGGUUAUCUACUUACACCACCAGUUUCGAAUCUAUAAUGGAAGACAUACUAACUAUACAUAAGAAAGGAGAUGUAAAUUCAAUGGACUGCUAUUAAUUAUAAAAUAAAGCGCAUAAACUGUGCAUAAAAAGAGAA
This is a messenger RNA of Megachile rotundata (alfalfa leafcutting bee), 3286 nucleotides long. Its product is annotated as integrator complex assembly factor Brat1. The record is from RefSeq and is a predicted model, not a curated record. Gene Ontology annotation, cellular component: nucleus. NCBI's taxonomy places the organism in Eukaryota, Metazoa, Arthropoda, Insecta, Hymenoptera, Megachilidae. Gene Ontology annotation, biological process: cell population proliferation; positive regulation of protein phosphorylation; DNA damage response.